Drosophila kikkawai is the source of this 609-nucleotide messenger RNA. RefSeq names its product thioredoxin-like protein Dim1 (gene Dim1). Gene Ontology annotation, cellular component: U4/U6 x U5 tri-snRNP complex; spliceosomal complex; U5 snRNP. Gene Ontology annotation, biological process: mRNA splicing, via spliceosome. The record is from RefSeq and is a predicted model, not a curated record. Lineage: Eukaryota; Metazoa; Arthropoda; Insecta; Diptera; Drosophilidae.
GUACUUAGUAAACAUCGACAUCGACAUCUAUUCCAUCACUAUUAAACUUCGUUUUGUUUAUGUUUUAACUUUCUGCGGUAAAAUAGCAACUAAAUAACUCCUCAAGAUGUCGUAUAUGCUCCCACAUUUGCACAAUGGCUGGCAGGUGGACCAGGCCAUUCUCUCCGAGGAGGACCGCGUGGUGGUUAUUCGCUUCGGGCACGAUUGGGACCCUGCCUGCAUGAAGAUGGACGAGGUGAUGUACAGCAUCGCCGAAAAGGUGAAGAAUUUUGCGGUCAUCUAUCUGGUGGACAUCACCGAGGUCCCGGACUUCAACAAGAUGUACGAGCUGUACGAUCCCUGCACGGUCAUGUUUUUCUUCCGAAACAAGCACAUCAUGAUAGAUCUGGGCACGGGAAACAACAACAAGAUCAACUGGCCACUGGAGGACAAGCAGGAGAUGAUCGAUAUCGUGGAGACGGUGUACCGCGGAGCCCGCAAGGGUCGUGGUCUGGUGGUCUCCCCCAAAGACUACUCCACCAAGUACAGAUACUAAGUCAGCCUAUGUUCAGAGAUGUGCUUAGCUUAAAAACAAGUAAUAAUAAUACAUGUACGAUCCCAAAUUCAAAA